Messenger RNA from Ornithorhynchus anatinus (platypus), 2835 nucleotides. RefSeq names its product cyclic nucleotide gated channel subunit beta 3 (gene CNGB3). Lineage: Eukaryota; Metazoa; Chordata; Mammalia; Monotremata; Ornithorhynchidae. The record is from RefSeq and is a predicted model, not a curated record. Bases 27 to 2369 code for a protein of 780 amino acids. The transcript is spliced from 18 exons. Gene Ontology annotation, cellular component: plasma membrane; photoreceptor outer segment; intracellular cyclic nucleotide activated cation channel complex. Gene Ontology annotation, molecular function: intracellularly cGMP-activated cation channel activity; cGMP binding; protein-containing complex binding. Gene Ontology annotation, biological process: monoatomic cation transmembrane transport.
AAGAGCUCAGAAUUACUUCUGAGAAGAUGUUUAAAUCACUGACAGCAAGGUUCAACAAGGUGGAGCCAAAAGAAGAAAAAAAUAAGAAUGAAGAAACAACAAAACCACACAUUCAAUCUCAGCUACUCACCAGUGAGGGAGAAAGGAAAGCUGAAAAGGAACCCACCGAAGCCAAGACUUCUUCAGCCAAUCUUAACCCUUCAGACCUAAAGCGGCAAGAAGCAAUUUGUGGACAAAAUUUGCUUGAGGAACUGAACAAAAAUCCUGAUCUGGCAGACCCAUCUGAAGUGGAAAAAACACAGAAACUGACCUAUAAUGGGACGGAGACUUCAGCAAAACAGGAAAGUGAAUUACCUCAAUUCUCUCAGAUCAGUGAAUAUACAGAGGCCCAGAUCCAUGAUCUCGUCGAAAGACUGCGGCAGAGAACUGCACACUACAAGGAAAAGUUGGUUGAAGAUGAUUUAUCCUCUCCGGAAGCUAGCCCUAAAGCUGCCCCAGAAGCAAAGCCUGCAGCCCCACCUCCACCAGAGGAGGGGGAGAAAGAAGAUGCAGUGAAACCAGAAGAAAAGAACUACUGUGGAAUGCUCUGCUAUAAAUUCCAGAAGGCCUCAUUGAAAGCAUACCUGAAACAAAUAAAACUACCAAACUCUAUCGAUGCAUACACAGACCAUUCGUUUGUGCUGUGGCUUCUAUUUGUGACUCUUGCCUAUAACUGGAACUGCUGGUUUAUCCCUCUGCGUUUUGUCUUUCCCUACCAAACUCCAGAAAACUUUACUUAUUGGCUUGUAAUAGACAUCAUCUGUGAUAUCAUAUACCUUUGUGAUAUGCUGAUAUUCCAACCCAGAGUGCAAUUCAUAAGAGGAGGAGACAUAAUCAUGGAUUCAGGGGAAAUGAAGAAACAUUAUCGAAGUUCAGUAAAGUUUCAGCUUGAUCUGGCAUCAGUAAUACCAUUCGAUGCUCUUUAUCUCUUCUUUGGAUUUAACCCAAUGUUUAGAGCAAAUAGGCUAUUAAAGUAUAACACAUUUUUUGAAUUCAACGAUCGCCUAGAAGCCAUAAUGGAUAAAGCCUAUAUCUACAGAGUCAUUCGGACGACCGGAUACCUUCUGUUUACUCUACACAUUAAUGCUUGUAUCUAUUACUGGGCUUCAGACUAUGUAGGUAUUGGCAGUUCCAAGUGGGUGUAUAGCGGUGAAGGAAACAGGUAUCUGAGAUGUUACUACUGGGCAGUUCGAACACUAAUUACCAUCGGAGGCCUUCCCGAACCACAGAGCAUGUUUGAGAUUAUCUUUCAGCUUUUGAAUUUUUUCUCUGGAGUCUUCGUCUUCUCCAGUUUAAUUGGUCAGAUGAGAGAUGUAAUUGGAGCCGCUACUGCUGGUCAGAACUACUUUCGUGCUUGCGUGGAUGACACUAUCUCUUAUAUGAACACAUAUUCAAUUCCCAGGAUUGUGCAAAAUCGGGUUCGGACAUGGUAUGAAUAUACAUGGGACUCUCAAAGAAUGCUGGAUGAAUCUAAGUUACUGGAACAGCUGCCUACCAAGAUGCAACUAGCCAUCGCCAUUGAUGUGAACUUCGCCAUCGUCAAUAACGUCGACUUGUUUAAAGGUUGUGAUACACAGAUGAUUUAUGACAUGUUGCUGAGGUUGAAAUCCACUGUGUAUUUGCCUGGUGAUUUUGUGUGCAAAAAGGGAGAGAUUGGCAAAGAGAUGUAUAUCAUCAAACAGGGAGAAGUUCAAGUUCUUGGAGGCCCAGACAACACAAAGGUUCUGGUUACUCUGAAGGCUGGGGCCGUCUUUGGGGAGAUCAGCCUUCUAGCCUCUGGGGGAGGAAACCGUCGAACAGCCAAUGUGGUGGCGCAUGGGUUUGCAAAUCUCUUUAUUCUUGACAAAAAGACUCUCAAUGAAAUCCUGGUGCACUACCCGGACUCUCAAAAGCUCCUGAUGAAGAAAGCAAAGGUCCUCCUCAAACAGAAGGCCAAGCCCGCAAAUGAGCCUCCACCAGUAAAAGGACUGGCUUUUCUCUUCCCACCGAAAGAAGAGACACCCAAGAUGUUCAAAGCUCUGCUGGGUGGUUCAGGAAAAGCGGGCCUUGCAAGGUUGCUCAAACUGAAGCGGGAACAAGCAGCUCAGGAAAAGCCAGAAAACCCUGAAGGAGAAGAAGAGAAAGGAAGAGAGCAUGAAGAGAAGCCAUUGGAUAGUCAUAAAUGUCAACCAAGCCCGAUAAAAGGAAACCCAACUCCUCAGCCAUCAUCCAAAGCAGUCUUAUGCUGGGGAACUACCAAUCAAUCACUUAUCAUUACAAUGACCCCUUCCCCUAAUGCAGGAGAAGGAGAGGUACUUACUGUUCAAGUCAAAGAGAAGCCUAAGCAAUAGACGCUUGAUGUUGUGGGUUGGAGUCUUGCACUGUCCCUGGAUGGUACAGUUAGUCAAAGGGCAUUGCAUCUACUCCUGAGAAAUCACCAUUAAUUCACUAGAACACAGUUUGCAGAGCUUGAUUUGAAGGUGGUGUUUUCCUCAUAAGUCAGAAAUAGAUGAUCAUUUUCCUCUUUGCUUCUUUCUUUCCUGUUACCUCGUUGGGUUUUGCUUUACUCUUGCCCCUCAUGUUUCUAGCAUAUAGUUUCCCCUUGAGCUUCUCUCUUGAGUUUUAGUGCUGUUUUGUGGCCAUGAAUAUGGAUCUACUCUCUCUCAGAUUAGGUUAUGCUGCUUUAUUAAGUGAUGUGGGUUCAGAUGAUGGUCAGAUAUCAACCACCACCUUUCAGGUGCUAAAUGAUCAGUGCUCCACUCCUCAUAAGAUCAACAGUGGUGGCAGAAGUGAAGAAGAACAAAUUAUCUUUGGAGU